Messenger RNA from Strongylus vulgaris, 2488 nucleotides. NCBI's taxonomy places the organism in Eukaryota, Metazoa, Nematoda, Chromadorea, Rhabditida, Strongylidae. The record is from the annotation of a GenBank genome assembly.
UCUCUUUUCCUCUCCCCCUCCGCUCCUCCUCUGCGUUCAUCACUGAUGGACAUCUGAAGUUUUGUUAGUUUAGCCUCUACAUCUAAAUGCUUCGUACAAUCUGCAUGUGAAAGAAGGAACUCGUCCAGGAGCGUUUCUUCUAACCCUAGCUGAACAUCCUGCUUACAUAUUCGCAGCAGAUCUGGACACACCUGUAGGAGUAUUCCCAGAUGGGAGAGUCUACCUGAAAAAAGCGAUAAAAAGAACGGCUGCUGACAUUAUCUCUAUACCAAUAACAGCGACACAUAGGCUUCAUAGCAACACUUACUCAACCAUCGUCCACGUUUAUGUAGAUGGUGUGAAUAGCCAUGUUCCCAGAUGUCCCGAGAAGAACCACUUUAGAGUGAAAGAAAAUUCCAAGCUUGGGAUUACUGUAGGAUUUUUGAACGCGACAGAUGAGGAUACUGGUCUUAAUGGUGUUCUUGGCUACAGAUUACUCGACAGUCAUGAUUUGUUGCAUGUUGGAAUCGCCACGGGCAAGAUAACUACCGCUACCGUUUUCGAUGCGGAAACGUUGAACCAGAUCAAUUUCAAGUACGAGGUAUUCGAUCACGACAAUCGAACAAUUGCAAGUGUGACAGCAACAGACAAGGAUGUGAAUGACAGAGUGACCUAUCGGCUGUUGAAUUACCUGCAUUUAUUUGAGAUAAACAAAACUUCCGGAGAAGUUUCUAGAAAGGGACGAUUGCGAGGAGACUCGCGCUUCAACAUCUCAUUAGCAGCUGAAGACCAGGAUCGAAAACGAGCGGAAACGUUUCUGCUGGAAAAUUCAGUUUCCAACAUCAUCACUGAGUUAGGCGAUGACUACGAAGUGCUACUCACGGUACCUCGUACUUCUGCGUUUGCAGUUCGUGAUGGGAAACUCGCUCUGACAUCGCCCUUAGACUAUGAAAAGUCGUCCAGCUAUAGGAUCUUAGUGGGAAACAACAGUGAAACCACCAGACGUACAAAAACUGUGCUAGUUCACAUAAUUCGCGCUGCCAUCAAGGAUCCUGGCAUUUCCUUUCCAUCCAAAGAGAUUUCCAUGCUGAUGACAUCCUCGCAAUCUGUGGGAACCAAACUCGGCCGAAUAAUGGCUGAAUCAUCCCUGCCUGUGAAGUAUUACGCUAUUGGGUCAUCCCUAAUCAAAGUAAAUCAAGACACGGGAGUUAUAUCAACAAGAAGAUCGGCUACAAAAGACGAAACUGCGACAAUUGUGGCCGCAUCAUCAAGAGGCGUGGCUAGUGUUAAGCUUUAUGUGCUGCCACCCUCUACCGAAACAACGCGUCCCAAUACCGAUAGAAGAUUGGAAUUCUGGAUUCGAGAGAAUGCACCAUAUGGGAGCGUAGUUGGCCAGAUCCCGAAUAAUAAUGAUGCAAACGCAGCCACCUACUCAAUCAUCGGAAAUAGCGAUUUAUCAGUUGAUCCUAGAACUGGUAUUCUCAAAACUGCCACGCUAUUUGAUCACGAAACGCAGCAGCUGUACACCUUCAAGCUGAGAACGACCUAUGCUUCAGGGGAAUCUGUUGAUCAAAAUGCAGUUCUAUUGAUUGACGAUGAAAACGAUAAUAUUCCCAAAUUUGACCGAGAAACUUAUAAUGUAACGGUUAGAGAGGAUAUCGGCGUAGGAGAGGAGGUGUUACGAUUACGGUGGUCCGAUAAAGAUUUUAACAACGUUUUUCACUUUUCCAUCGUAGAAGGCAAUGAGAUGAACCACUUCAAAGUUAAUCAUGAAGGAAAGAUCAAGGUUUCCCGCCCAUUGGAUCGGGAAGAAAUGUCCGAGCAUCGCCUUAUUGUUCGAUUAAGCGAUGGUAUAGCUCCUUAUCCUUACCAUACUACGGAAUGCAGUGUCACCAUAAGUCUUCAGGACGUUAAUGACAAUGCUCCUGAGUUUGUGUCCCCAUCGGAGUUCCAAGUAGAAGAAAAUAGUCAUCUAAUGAAGGUUGUGGGACGAGUUAAAGCGAUUGAUGCCGAUGAAGGACAUAAUGCUCAAGUGUCAUACCGUAUUCUGCCAGAGACAUUGCCGUGGGCAGAGUUUAUCAUUGACGGCGUUCAUGGCGAUAUAAUGGUCAAUAAACCAUUAGACUACGAGCAGAAACAGAACUACACGUUUACUGUUGUUGCAAUGGACUAUGGUUCACCACAGAUGCAAUCCGAACAACAGAUUACUGUACAUAUCGUGGAUACGAAUGAUCAUGAUCCAGAACUUUCUUCCGAUGUUAUGGUAGUCAACGUAGAUGAGGUCGUACCUCGAGGUUCAACGUUAGCACGCUUUUACGUGAAAGAUGAAGAUACGAUAGAAAACUCGGCCAGCAUAUUCGAAAUCGAAGAAGGUUACGGUAUUUUCGACGUGUCACCAGUUAGCGGACAACUAUUUCUGAUUACACCAUUAGAUUUCGAGGCUCAAACAAAAUAUAAUGUUACUGUGUCUGCUAGAAAUAUCGCGGGUGGCAAGAAGAGAUCCCAGUGA